ACCCCUCCCUCUCCACUGAAGAGUCAAUACUUCAUCAGUUUCUUCUCCAUAAUCCCCAUUUCUCUUUUUCUUCUUUUAUCUCUCUAGAACUUUCAAUUCUCUCUCUAAAGCUCAUUCUCGAGCUGGCUCACUCACAGGAAAUUCUGGAAGAAUCUUCAAGAAAGAACCAAGAGGUGGUUCUUGCCCUCUAUGAGGCCUUAAGAUCUCGAGACGUGGACACGGUGCACCAGAUCCUCGCCUCCGACCUCGAGUGGUGGUUCCAUGGCCCGCCGUCAUACCAGUUUAUGAUGCGCCUUCUCACUGGUACCGACACAUCAUCAAGAAAAGUUGGGAAAACCUCCACUGGUACUUUUGAGUUCAACCCUGAAUUCAUCAGAUCCUUUGGAUCGAUCGUGAUUGCUGAAGGCUGCGAUUCUAGCCGCUCCGUUUCUUGGAUUCACGCGUGGACCGUUUCGGAUGGGAUAAUUACCCAAGUUAGAGAGUACUUCAAUACUUCUCUUACUGUUACUCGUCUUGGUAACCAAGAUCAAUCUGAGUCCUCUGAAUAUUCAUCUCCGUCUUCAUCAUCAUCGUUAUCUUCAUCGGCGGAGACAACGCCUGUGCAUUGUCAGUCCGUUUGGGAGAGCAGAGUCUCCAAUCGGGUCGGGAAAUCAGUGCCGGGUUUGGUUCUGGCAAUUUAAGUCAAAAUCUGUAUUCUCUGUUCCUGAUCAGGUGCAGGCGUUAGUACUAUAUGAUAUAGCUGUGGAAUAAAAGAGACGCUGCGCUUGUCUCUUGUACACGAAGAGAGAUGUAAGCAACUUAUGGGCGUGUUGUUUAGGUUGAAUUGGUUUGGAAGUUCUUGCUUUUGUUGUUAUAGUGAGACGUAGUUGGUCAAGCAUGUAUGUGUUUCUGUUUGUAAAAUGGUGUUUUCAUUAUAUAAUAAAGAAUUAUGCUUUUAUUA
Molecule: messenger RNA, 940 nt
Organism: Manihot esculenta (cassava)
Lineage: Eukaryota; Viridiplantae; Streptophyta; Magnoliopsida; Malpighiales; Euphorbiaceae
Product: wound-induced protein 1
Exons: 1
Coding region: 285-680 (131 amino acids)
Source: RefSeq, a predicted model, not a curated record